Molecule: messenger RNA, 1017 nt
Organism: Aspergillus aculeatinus CBS 121060
Lineage: Eukaryota; Fungi; Ascomycota; Eurotiomycetes; Eurotiales; Aspergillaceae
Product: zinc-dependent alcohol dehydrogenase family protein
Exons: 3
Coding region: 1-1017 (338 amino acids)
Molecular function (GO): oxidoreductase activity
Source: RefSeq, a predicted model, not a curated record
AUGCCUCACGAUCAACAGCAGCGCCACAGAGUCUUCCGCUUCCCCAAACGCACCUCGUUCGACGAUCUGGUCGAAUGUGACGAAGCGAUCCCGGAGGUCGGCCGCCAUGAAGUCCUCAUCAAGAUCCGCGCGGUCGCUCUGAACUCACGCGACCUGCAGGUCGCGACGGGACAGUACCCGUUCCCCGUGACGGACAACCUGAUCCCUUGCUCGGACGGGGCAGGCGAUAUCGUCGCUGUUGGCGAAGGAGUGGGCGAUCUGACUCAGGGCGACCGCGUGAAGAGCUGGCUGACCUGCCAGGGCGGGUACAUCGACGGUCCCUUGGCCGAGUAUGUGGUGCGCCCCGCCGCCAGUGUCGUCAAAGUUCCUACCAGCGCACGCCAGGGUUAUGCAGAGCUUGCUUCGCUGGUGUGCGCCGGUGUCACCGCGUGGAAUGGAUUAUUUGGUAAUGUGCCGCUAAAGCCGGGGCAAACUGUGUUGGUGCAGGGCACCGGAGGCGUCGCACUGACCGCGUUGGCGAUCGCCAAGGCUGCCGGCGCAACCACGAUCGUCACCUCCUCGAGCGAAGCGAAGCUCGCCGCGGUCAAGGCCAAGUACUCUCCGGACCACUGCAUCAAUUAUACGGAAUACCCAGCAUGGGCGGCCCGGGCCCUUGAGCUGGUCGGCGAGCAGGGAAUCGACCACAUUAUCGAGAUCGGCGGCGUCGGCACCAUCGAGCAGAGUCUCCGGGCGAUUGCGUAUGGGGGCGUGAUCAGCGUCAUUGGCUAUCUGGCCCAGUACGAUGCGGCCAAGAUGCCCAACGUGCCCCUGAUGGCGCUCGGUAAAGCGGCAGUCGUGCGCGGCAUCCUCAUCGGCCCCAAGUACAUGCUGGAGGACCUGGUCACCUUCGUUGAUCGAGUCAGGUUGCAGCUCCCGGUCGAGAAGGUGUUCAGGUUCACGCGCGAGGAGGUUGUGGCUGCGUAUAAGGAGCUCGCCUUGGGUGAGGGCAUUGGAAAGAUCUGCAUCACUCUUGAUUAG